Dreissena polymorpha is the source of this 855-nucleotide messenger RNA. Its product is annotated as acetylcholine receptor subunit alpha-type unc-38-like. The record is from RefSeq and is a predicted model, not a curated record. The coding region runs from base 1 to 855 and encodes 284 amino acids. Gene Ontology annotation, molecular function: neurotransmitter receptor activity; extracellular ligand-gated monoatomic ion channel activity; transmembrane signaling receptor activity. NCBI's taxonomy places the organism in Eukaryota, Metazoa, Mollusca, Bivalvia, Myida, Dreissenidae. Gene Ontology annotation, biological process: nervous system process; signal transduction; chemical synaptic transmission. The transcript has 2 exons. Gene Ontology annotation, cellular component: membrane; synapse; neuron projection.
AUGGCGAUAGCCUGGCUAUUGCCCAGAUUCAUUCAAUGUCAGACACAGGACCAAGUUGAGGCACUUUACAACAAUUUGCUGAACGGUCAAAACAAGAACAUGCGUCCAGCUGUAAACCACGCCUAUCCAACAGACGUAAACGUCUCGUUUGAACUUUUCCAAAUAUUAGACGUGGACGAGGUAAUGGUUCUUUAUCUUAAACGACGGCCAACUUUUGUAAUUGUUAACGUUGUUUUGCCAAUUUUCUUCAUGAGCGUUCUGAACGUGUUGGUAUUUUUUCUACCCGCAUCUUCAGGCGAACGAGUCUCAUUUGCUAUUACAGUUCUACUUGCAAUUGCAUUUUUCAUGACAAUUGUUAACGACACUCUUCCGAAAUCUUCCAAUCCAAUACCAACCAUAUGCUACCUCCUUCUUGGCAGUCUUGUAUUGAGCACUUUUAUCGUGAUGAUGACGAUCUUCAAUCUCAGAAUCUAUCAUCGACCGGCUGAGCAACCUUUAUCCAAAAUGUAUCUAGCCAUAGCUUUCUCUGCUAGGAGAUGCAGACGUAGAUCAUUUCGAUGCCAAAGCAAACGCAUAAAAGCCGAUGCCGUUACAGAAAUCGAUUUGUCAAAAGAAAAUGCAAUAACGAAUAGAAGAGCGUCUGAUGAAGAUGCCAUAAAAUGGUCGAGCGCUCAUAAUAACAAGCGACGAGCUGAUGAUGCGACGGCGAGUGCUUACGAGGAUUACGCUGAUUUAGAGGACGUUAACUGGAAGACAGUCAGUGAGGCUCUGGACUCAAUUGGCAUUGUGAUUUCUACUGUGUGGGUUGUUUCCCUUACAAUAGCCAUUAUUGUCAUGGUCACGGCAUAUUCUUAA